AUGUAUAAAAUAAUCUAAAAACUAGGUGAUGGUGUUUUUGGUAGUGUUACAAAAGCCCUUGAUGAGAGAACUCAUGAAUUUGUUGCUAUCAAAUCAUAUCGAGACAACUCCAUCAAAGACGAAUCCAAAAUUAAGGAAAUCCAAAUACUCAAAAAACUAAAUCAUCCAAACAUCAUAAAACUCAGGGAUGUCAUCAAAUAAAACAAAACAAUUGCCAUCGUACUUGAUUUUUCAGAACGAAACCUACUUUAAUAUUAUAAAUCUGUAAAGGAAAAGAAUAGAACUCUGUGUGAAUAGCAAAUUUAAAGUAUUGUGUACUAAAUUGCUUGUGCUUUAAAUUAUUUGCAUAGUCAAGGCUAUUUACAUCGGUAUGACAAUUGAGUAAUAGUAGAGAUUUAAAACCAGAAAACAUUAUGAUUUAAGACAAUGGCAUAGUCAAGUUAAUCGACUUUGGAUAAGUUACAUAUUAAAAUGAGAUACAUACUGAUUAUGUUUCCACUCGAUGGUAUCGGGUAUGUUAUAAUAUUGAUUGAUUUAGUCUCCAGAACAAAUCAAGUAAGAAAUAUACAACCAAGAAGUAGAUAUUUGGGCCCUAGGUUGCAUUCUUGCAGAAUUGUAUCUAUUGAACCCAUUAAUACCUGGAACUACGGAAAUUGAUUAGCUUUAUUAGAUCAAAAAUCUCAAUCUAAACCAACACCAGAAACUUAUUCCUUAGCAACCCUUGAAUCUAAUUAAAAGUAUGCUUGAAGAGGAUCCACACUAAAGAAUAACUGCAGUAGAGAUUUUACAAUCAAAUUGGUUAUCUCAGCCAUUCAAAUUUUUACCAAAAGAGUUGGAAUUGAAAGAUGAUACUAAAUACCUGAUAAGUCCUCAGUAGACUCCUGCAAAGGCUAUAUAGGUGUUUGGAAGGCAAGAAAAUAAUAAUCAAAAUCAUGUAAGUCACCAUACCAAACCAAACUUCAACUUUGCUUCUUCUUAAAACGCAGUUUCUAAUAAUGUUGACGACGACUUAGAUUGUGGGUAUGUACCUUCUUAUGCCUCCUCCUUAUAAGGCACAAGUAAAAAGAGAUAAGUAAGAUUAUAAACUGAUGAAUAAUAAAACUCAUAACGAUAAUUGUCAGAUCUUUAAUAACAAUACCAAAUAGUGAGCACAAAUAAUUAAUCAUAGCAAAAUACUAAAAACUAUUAUUCAAAACCGUAUAUAUUUUGAUUAUUUUUUGUUAGAUUAUUAAACUCCUAGAAAAAAUUUGGAAAUCAAGCAGAGAUUUAUUGA
Molecule: messenger RNA, 1273 nt
Organism: Paramecium octaurelia
Lineage: Eukaryota; Ciliophora; Oligohymenophorea; Peniculida; Parameciidae
Source: the annotation of a GenBank genome assembly